GGAAGCAGGAAGGGGAGCGGGCAGGGGGAUGGGGCCAGGGCCCCGGGGCAGCCCGGCUUCAGGUCUCCUCUCUCCUGGCCCCGUGGUGCUCUGUCCUGGGGGUGGUCAGGGACAUGGUGGUCCUGCGGGCUGGGCUCUGUCCUGGUCUCACUGAAGAGAUGAUCCAGCUUCUCAGGGCGAAUGACAUCAGGACAGUGGUGGAUUUCGUAUCAUCAGACCUAGAGGAUGUUGCCCAGAAGUGUUCUCUGUCUUACAAGGUGCUGGUUGCAGUGAGACGUGUGCUCCUGGCCCAGUUCUCUGCCUUCCCUGCCAAUGGAGCAGACCUCUAUGAGGAGCUCAAGAGCUCCACAGCCAUCCUGCCCACUGGGAGCCCAAGCCUGGACCAGCUGCUGGACUCCGGGCUGUACACGGGGGAAGUGACAGAGCUCAUGGGAGCGCCGGGCAGUGGGAAGACGCAGGUGUGCCUGGGCAUUGCGGGCAGCGUGUCUCUCGGCCUCAAGCAGCACGUCCUGUUUCUUGACUCCACGGGGGGGUUCACCGCCUCCCGUCUCUACCAGAUGCUUCGAGCCCGGGCAGAGGACGAGGAAGAACAGCUGGAGGCUCUGCAGCGGAUCCAGGUUGUCCGUGUGUUCGACGUCUAUGAAAUGCUGAGUGCCUUGCAGGAGCUGCGGGAUCGCCUCUCCCAGCAGGUCGUGAGCUCCGCGGGACCUUUCAAGAUUGUGGUGAUCGACUCGGUCUCGGCUGUGAUUUACCCGCUGCUGGGCGGCAAGCAGUCGGAGGGUUUGGCCAUCAUGAUGCAGCUGGCCAGGGAGCUGAAGACACUGGCCAGGGAGUUCAGCCUUGCUGUUGUGGUGACUAACCAGGUGACAAGGGACAGCAGCACCGGUCCACUGAAGCCAGCCCUCGGCCGUUCCUGGAGCUUCGUGCCCAGCACCCGGGUGUUGCUGGAGAGCAAAGAAGCCGCCUGGGAGAAAGCCACCACGCAGCGCAUCGCUUCCUUGGCAAAGUCACCCCGGCAGGUCAGGCUCCCCAGACCGGUCCCUCUGGUCAUGGAUAAGCAGCUGUGCGACUUGGAGCUGGCUUCGGAGCAGAGGGAGGGUCCUGGGGGUAGGGCAGGAUCAGGCCUCACUGGGUGACCCACGGCAACGGGAGAGGAGCAAAUGCAGCCUGGUUGUGUGCUAUGGAAGAGAAGAGCAUCUGUUCUCAACAGCCCGAGCUUGUAUUCGUAGGCAUGUUAAAUGAGUGGCACCACCUCCAAUCCAGGUCACCGUGUUCCUCGUGCUUGUCUCACUCUCCUGAUUGCGUAUGGGCAGAGAGGAUCCUGCGGAGCUGGCUCUGACACCUGCAGAGGUGACUUCAGCUUGAAUCCUGCCUACGUACGGGGCAGCACUGCCUCAGCCUCCUGGCUCCCAACCCACUCUGUGGCCUGAUCCAUGUGGGUUUGGAUGCGGUGGUGUGCUGGGCAGCAAAACGCAGCCUGGAUGUGCUAAAUAACGGUGUGUCUGGGGGUAUCUUGGAGCAAGGUGUUCCUUACUAAAAUGUAUUCUCUAUUUGUAUCUCUGUUCAGCAGAUCCAGUUAAAAUGAGGGCAUCAGCAGACAGUAGUCCUCAAGGGGAUGUAAUUGGGGAUUUUUGGCUCUGGGGCAGGUGAUGGAGCAAUGUGCAGGUUUGCUCGUGGAGUCCCAGCAAUGUGAGAUUAAGCUCCUCUCUGUUUCCCCUUGCAGCCAACAGGGAUACAGGUGGAGCUGGAUAUUGGAAAUGGUGAUGUGCAGGAGCCCAGCCCAGCAACACCCACACAGGGGCUGUGACACAGGCGGAAAAGCAAAUGUCAAGGUGCAAAAAAAAAAAAAAAAAAGAGAAGCACACUGAAAGUUUUACAGACUGCCUCUGAGUCCUGCAGUCCUGGGAGGGACCAACAUGCAGAAGCUUUUGUUCUGUGCUGGGGAGAAAAUGUUCCCCGGAGAUCUCCUUGCCUCAGCAGACGCAGCCCAUUGUGGCUGGGCUGUGUGGGCAGCACGACAACCAGAUCCUCUCCUCUGCUGCAGGCUUGGCUUCAGCCAGCAGAGCCAGCCCUGUCCUAAGGUGGUGGCUUGGGACCAGCUGGCAUGGCCCUGCACAAACCCGUAGAUCCUCGUGGUGGUUUUGUUCCCCCUAUAACUUGCUGCCCUCUGGUCCUGGAGCAGCCCACAGUCAUCUGGGUUUGGAGAUAAAACAAAGAUGUUGCACACUGCUGUGGUUGUUGAGAGCUGGAAUUCAAUUAAUGGUGACUGCUGUGAACUUAAUUAAAAUUUUGAGGUUUAGUCCCUAGCAGGAGUGGGGUGGGACAGGCUGUUGAUGAGUGACAGAACUGGAUGCUUGAUCUGAUCUUCUCCCCAGAGUAACCCCCAGCCCCCCAGGGAGCUGCUGGUAUUUUUGGGGCACUGCUGUGCUGCAUGAAGAAUUGCUGUUAACUGAUGGAGGCUAUGAUCUGGAUCAGCUGGGGUGGAUGAGUCCUGACUGAUACCAGCUGGCCCUGCCUGAUGCUCAAGGACCUGCUUAAUUGCAUGUGGUGAAGUUUAAAAUAAUCUCUCCUUGCUCCAGUGCUUUCCAGCUGCUCUCGCCUGCUCUGGGCAACCUCCUGGGUUGCCCCAGGGAUUGCAGCCUGGCUGGAGUGAGGAGGAGAAUUUUCCUGCCUGUUGGAGGCUGGUGCUGAUGUGGCUGGUCCUUACAAGCAGACCAUUUAGCUUAUGUCUCUUAAAGCUGUGAAUAAAGAGCUGGUACACACAAUUUUCAUCAA
Grus americana (Whooping crane) is the source of this 2775-nucleotide messenger RNA. It is a transcript of the gene RAD51D, whose product is annotated as RAD51 paralog D. Gene Ontology annotation, molecular function: ATP binding; four-way junction DNA binding; ATP hydrolysis activity. Gene Ontology annotation, cellular component: replication fork; centrosome; Rad51B-Rad51C-Rad51D-XRCC2 complex. Gene Ontology annotation, biological process: telomere maintenance; reciprocal meiotic recombination; double-strand break repair via homologous recombination. The coding region runs from base 114 to 1136 and encodes 340 amino acids. The record is from RefSeq and is a predicted model, not a curated record. Lineage: Eukaryota; Metazoa; Chordata; Aves; Gruiformes; Gruidae. The transcript has 10 exons.